CGGUAGUACACAGUUAGGUGUUCGUCACUGGAAGAGUGGGGGCGCUGCCUUUAGGUAUCUGCGGGUGACGACGGCCUUUCUGGUUCGUCAUCGGCACGUUGAAGGGAAGGGAGAAGAGAGAAGGGUGAAAAGUGAAAAGGGGGUCGUUCGAGAUGGCGAGGGGGAGGAGGUUCUCUGCAGCUGAGGUCUCGGUGAUUGCCGUGGCAAUCGUCUGCCUUGUAGGCUUCCCUUCUGUUGUGCGCUGCGCCGGUGACGUCGAGGGGUCUGAUGUGCUUGUACUGACGCCGGAAACGUUCGAUGAGGUUGUGGGCAAGGAUCAAUACGUGUUUGUGAAGUUCUAUGCCCCCUGGUGCGGGCACUGCAAGAGGUUGGCACCGGACUGGGACGUACUGGGUACCGCAUUCAAGAAGGUGGGAUCUGUUGCUAUUGCAAAGGUGGACUGUGAUGCUCACAAAGAUCUCUGCUCCAGGUUCUCGAUCAGCGGGUACCCUACGUUGAAGUUCUUCCCGAAGGGAUCUCUGAGUCCUCGGGACUACCAAAGCGGGAGGACCCCAGAUGACCUGAUUGAGUUUGUGAACAGGGAGGCAGGCACCCAUGCAAGGACGUCAACCCCCCCCUCCAAUGUCGUGGUACUGACACCGUCCAAUUUCGAUGCGAUUGCGCUGGACCCGAGCAAGAAUGUACUCGUGGAGUUCUAUGCCCCUUGGUGUGGACACUGCAAGAGUCUGGCUCCCAUCUACGACAGAGUCGCAGAUGCCUUCUCUGCUGAGGAUGGUGUGGUCAUCGCCAAGGUGGAUGCUGAUGCUCACAAGGACCUCGGCAGCAAGUACGGGGUCAGCGGAUUCCCUACGCUGAAAUGGUUCGGUACGGAGUCGAAGCAUGGGGAAGACUACGAGGGGGGCAGAUCGCUUGAGGAUCUGGUUACGUUUGUGAACGGGAAGGCGGGAACGCACAGGAAUGUCCAUGGUGGACUCACCGGCGAUGCAGGACGGGUUCCAGAGCUUGACGAGAUUGCCAAGGAGUUCAUGUCGGCGGAUGAAUCUGCCAAAGAGGGGCUGCUCAAGAAGGCCGAGGAGAGCGCCGGCAAACUCACAGGCGCAGCGGCUGCUCAUGCUGAGAUCUACGUGAAGGUGUUUAAGUCUGUGCUCAAGAAAGGAGCGGAUUACGCCGUCAAGGAGGGAGAGAGGAUUUCGCGAAUCCUCAAGUCUAAUGCUGUUGCCAAGGCCAAGGAGACACAGCUCACUCUGAAGAAGAACAUCCUCACCUCCUUUGCUACCUAAGAGGCUUCUGUCUGGAUUGUUGGCCUUAUGAUGCACCAUAUCCCAGUCGGGAACUGAAUGCUUGGCAGAUUGCUGUUCUGUGGUCCACAUUGAUGCAUCCUGCCGUUGAUAGUUUCAUGGUAGAUGCAUCUCUCUCUCUCUCUCUCUCUCUCUCUCUCUCUCUCUCUCUCUCUCUCUCUCUCUCUCUCUCUCUCUCUNUCUCUCUCUCUCUCUCUCUCUCUCUCUCUCUCUCUCUCUCUCUCUCUCUCUCUCUCUCUCUCUCUCUCUCUCUCUCUCUAGUUUCAUGGUAGAUGCAUCUCUCUCUCUCUCGCUCGCUCGCUUGCUCGCUCUUUUGGACACAUAGACACGCUUGCUAACUCACACAGUCAGCUGUGUGGGGUAGUGUUUUGAAGGAAAGCGAAGAGGAAGAUCUCAUGCCUCUUGCGUUGGCAGUGAAGAGGCUGUGCGGUUGUAGGAUUAGGCUGGUUCGCGUAUUUAGCCCGUUGGGUUGGAGAUGGGUUUGCUGAGUGAAGCAUAGCCCUCUCUUUUUUCGUGUAGCAACGAUAUGAAGGAAAUUUUGUUCAAGGUUGGUGUGGUCUUUGGUGUCCCGUCUUCUCUCUCGCCUACUCCCACUCAGUACAAUUAUGCCUGUGGUUUGUAUGCACAUUUUGCCACGCCCCAACCAACCACUUUUCUCUGCUUUUCAUCACAACUAUGGUGGGCCUUGCAGGUUAGUGAGCAACCCCUUGC
Chara braunii is the source of this 2009-nucleotide messenger RNA. NCBI's taxonomy places the organism in Eukaryota, Viridiplantae, Streptophyta, Charophyceae, Charales, Characeae. The record is from the annotation of a GenBank genome assembly.